Aspergillus fumigatus Af293 is the source of this 717-nucleotide messenger RNA. RefSeq names its product RNA methyltransferase. NCBI's taxonomy places the organism in Eukaryota, Fungi, Ascomycota, Eurotiomycetes, Eurotiales, Aspergillaceae. Gene Ontology annotation, molecular function: RNA cap trimethylguanosine synthase activity. Gene Ontology annotation, biological process: 7-methylguanosine RNA capping; 7-methylguanosine cap hypermethylation. The record is from RefSeq and is a predicted model, not a curated record. Gene Ontology annotation, cellular component: nucleus.
AUGGCGAGCAAUUCUACGGAUGAAGCUCCGCCCGAGGUUCAUCACUACAAUUACAUCGGCGAAGUGCCGUGGGAUAUUCAGAAUUACUGGGCGCAACGAUACAAGAUAUUUUCGAGAUACGAUGAAGGCAUCUGGCUCACCGACGACGCCUGGUUUGGUGUGACACCAGAACCCGUCGCCAACAAGAUCGCAGAGGAUAUCGCCCGAGCAGCACCCUCAGGACGCAGUAUUCUAGUAGAUGCUUUUGCCGGCGCAGGUGGGAAUACCAUCGCGUUCGCCCGGACAGGCAAAUGGAAGCGAGUCUACGCUAUCGAGAAGAACCCCGCCGUCUUGCAGUGCGCCAAACAUAAUGCCCAGGUCUACGGCGUAGCGGACAAGAUCACAUGGUUCGAGGGUGAUUGUUUCUCUAUUCUCAAGAAUCAACUCAAGGAACUCGCUCCUUAUAGCGUCAUCUUUGCAAGUCCGCCAUGGGGUGGCCCUGGGUAUCGUUCGGACGAAGUCUUCAAUCUACGGACCAUGGAACCUUACUCCCUCAAAACGCUGUACACCGAGUACUCCCUAUUCACAAAAUACAUCGUCCUCUACCUUCCUCGAACGUCUGACGUGAGGCAGCUGGCGAAACUUGUCAGGGACGGCGAAAAAGCCCCUGUGGUGCAUUAUUGCAUGGAAGGAGCCAGUAAAGCGUUGUGUAUAUACUAUGGUGGCUUUGAUCUUUAA